Molecule: messenger RNA, 816 nt
Organism: Trichoderma gamsii
Lineage: Eukaryota; Fungi; Ascomycota; Sordariomycetes; Hypocreales; Hypocreaceae
Exons: 1
Coding region: 1-816 (271 amino acids)
Source: RefSeq, a predicted model, not a curated record
AUGGUCUUAUUUAGGUUCCUCGUCUUGCUUCUCUCGGUGAUAGCUUGUGCUGCCACAGCAUCACAAUCACAGGAAGGAAUCGCAGUGGAACAAGGACUUCCCGAUGGCAUCUACCAAGCCGUUGCCGUACAAGGCCCUACCCUCGAAGCCCCGACAACUAUCCCACCAGCUGUCCCAUCCGGUCACUUGUCUCCUCGGAGAUGGAAAAGUCCGCCCGGCCAGGGCGACUUCUACGAGAAACCCGGCCCGCAUACGGUGGACGAUUAUUCGGUGCCCAUACACGCCAACAGACAUUCGUGCCACAAGGAUCGUGACAUACUGCUCAACAGCACUGAAUACCGCAGCGCCGUCGACAACCUCUGGGACUAUUGCCAGAAUUUCAAAGUCCCAUUUCACGGCGCUCACUUCUCCAUCGUCGGCGAUGUUAUGGUGUACGUUUGCACGUACAGCGUCCAGAGGCCCUGCCACCGACACGAGUGGAACGAGGCAGAGGAAAUCAUGGAUAAAAAGUGCGGACAAGGAAAAGGCUCGCACGUACAGAUGAGCAAGAGAAUGAUGGAGUAUGGAAGGGCCUACGCUGGAAAGCGGGUUUGCGCUUCGUCUAACUUGGCAUCGCAUAUUGCCUGGAAGGCACAGCCGCUUCCUGUAUUGGCGAAUGGCCAGAUGCUCGGCCACUGGAAGGCUGGCCCGCCUAGAAACAAGACUGGCGACUCUCAAUAUAAGGCGGAAGAUGAUGGGGGGCAGGAUAAUAAGACAGAUAAUAGGAAGAGGGAUAUGGCGGAAGGUGAUGGGAAGAACAAGAAGAAGACGGGCUAG